AUGGCGGCUGCGGUCGGGCGGGACACCCUACCUGAGCACUGGUCGUACGGCGUUUGUCGGGACGGCCGCGUCUUCUUUAUUAAUGACCAGCUCCGCUGCACGACUUGGCUGCACCCGCGUACCGGCGAGCCCGUCAACUCGGGUCACAUGAUCCGCUCAGACUUGCCGCGCGGCUGGGAGGAGGGCUUCACGGAGGAGGGCGCCAGCUUCUUCAUCGACCACAACCAGCAGACCACAACCUUCAGGCAUCCUGUGACUGGGCACUUUUCUCCAGAAAACAGUGAAUUCAUUCUUCAGGAGGAGGAACCACACCCACACAUGUCGAAGCAAGAGAGAAACCAAAGACCGUCCAGCAUGGUCAGUGAGACAUCCACGGCUGGGACCACGUCCACCCUGGAGGCCAAGCCUGGACCCAAGAUCGUCAAGUCCAGCAGUAAAGUGCACAGCUUUGGGAAGAGAGACCAGGCCAUUCGGAGGAACCUCAAUGUCCCGGUGGUGGUGAGGGGCUGGCUGCACAAGCAGGACAGCUCCGGGAUGAGGCUGUGGAAAAGACGGUGGUUUGUGCUCGCUGAUUACUGUUUGUUUUAUUAUAAAGACAGCCGAGAAGAAGCAGUUCUCGGGAGCAUCCCUCUGCCCAGCUACGUCAUCUCCCCUGUGGCUCCGGAGGAUCGGAUAAGCCGCAAGUACUCCUUUAAGGCUGUGCACACAGGAAUGAGGGCGCUCAUCUACGGCACCACCACAGCGGGCUCCCAGACUGCUCUCGGCAUGAGAACCUACUACUUCAGCGCUGACACCCUGGAGGACAUGAACGCCUGGGUCAGGGCCAUGAACCAGGCUGCGCAGGUGCUGUCUCGGUCGUCACUGAAGAGGGACACGGACAAGGUGGAGCGGCAGGCCAUGCCGCAGGCCAACCACACCGACACCUGUCAAGAAUGUGGCCAUGUGGGACCUGGGCACUCGAGAGACUGUCCUCAUCGAGGCUACGAAGACUCCUAUGGCUUCGACAGGAGGGAGCCGGAGGAGGAGCGCUUCCGUUCUCAAAGAGACCUACUGGAGGGCAGGCGGGACAGGAGCAAGGCCAGGUCCCCGUACUUGCCAGCUGAGGAGGAUGCCUUGUUUGUGGAUCUACCCGGUGGUCCCCGAGGCCAGCAAGCACAGCCACAGCGGGCCGAGAAGAAUGGCGUGCCACCUGUCUCUUAUGGCCCAGGAGAACAAAAUGGGACCAGUGGGUACCAGCGUGCGGCUCCUCCCAGGGCCAACCCGGAGAAACACAGCCAGAGGAAGAUGGCCCAGGCGGAACACUGGGCAAAGGCUCAGAAGGGGGAUGGAAGGAGCUUGCCCUUAGACCAGACGACACUUCCUCGCCAGGGUCCUAGUCAGCCCCUCUCCUACCCGGAAAACUACCAGACUCUUCCCAAGAACACUCGACAUCCUUCUGGGAGCUCGUCACCCCCUCCCCGGAACCUGCCCAGUGACUACAAGUACGCACAGGACCGAGCCAGCCACCUGAAGAUGUCCAGUGAGGAGCGCCGGGCACACAGGGAUGGUACCGUGUGGCAGCUGUACGAGUGGCAGCAGAGACAGCAGUUCCGGCACGGCAGCCCCACGGCUCCCAUAGGAGCUGGCUCCCCAGAGUUCAUGGAGCAGGGCCGCAGCCGGAGCCUGCUGGAGGUGCCCCGCUCCAUCUCCGUGCCUCCAUCUCCUUCUGACAUCCCUCCUCCAGGGCCUCCCAGGCCCUUCCCACCCCGGCGGCCACAUACACCAGCAGAAAGGGUCACAGUGAAGCCACCUGAGCACAGGAGGAGUGUGGACAUCUCUCUGGGAGGUUCGCCCAGGAAGGCACGGGGUCAUGCUGUCAAGAACUCCACUCAUGUGGACCGACGUUCCAUGCCGUCCAUGGGCUACAUGACUCACACUGUCAGCGCUCCCAGCUUACACGGGAAAUCUGCUGAUGACACCUACCUCCAGCUGAAGAAGGACCUGGAGUACCUGGAUCUAAAGAUGACAGGCCGAGAUCUUCUUAAGGAUCGAAGUCUGAAGCCGAUGAAGAUCGCUGAGAGUGACAUUGAUGUCAAGCUGAGUGUGUUCUGUGAACAAGACAGGAUCCUCCAGGACUUGGAAGACAAGAUCCGAGCUCUCAAGGAGAAUAAAGACCAGCUAGAAUCUGUGCUGGAGGUGCUGCACAGACAGACCGAGCAAUACCGAGACCAGCCACAGCACCUGGACAAGAUCACCUGCCAGCAGAGGCUCCUGCAGGAGGACCUGGUCCACAUCCGGGCAGAGCUCUGCAGGGAGUCCACGGAGAUGGAAAAUGCCUGGAAUGAGUACCUGAAGUUGGAGAGGGACGUGGAACAGCUGAAGCAGACCCUGCAGGAGCAACACAGAAGAGCCUUCUUCUUCCAGGAGAAGUCACAGAUACAGAAGGACCUGUGGAGAAUUGAAGAUGUCAUGGCAGGCUUGAGUGCGAAUAAAGAGAACUACAGAGUCCUGGUGGGGUCUGUCAAAAAUCCAGAAAGAAAAACGGUGCCUUUGUUCCCUCACCCGCCUGUGCCUUCACUCUCGCCAACUGAGAGCAAGCCGGCCCUGCAGCCUAGUCCUCCCACCAGCCCUGUGCGGACACCUCUGGAGGUCCGACUCUUCCCACAGCUGCAGACCUACGUGCCAUACCGACCUCACCCGCCCCAGCUGAGGAAAGUGAUGUCCCCCCUUCAGUCACCAACCAAGGCAAAGCCUCAGGUGGAAGACGAGGCACCUCCCAGGCCACCACUUCCUGAACUCUACAGCCCAGAGGACCAGCCUCCAGCUGUGCCACCUCUGCCGAGAGAGGCCACCGUCAUACGGCACACAUCCGUGCGGGGCCUCAAACGACAGUCGGAUGAAAGGAAGAGGGACCGGGAACAGGGCCAGUGUGUGAACGGCGACUCAAAGGUGGAGCUCCGGUCCUAUGUGAGUGAGCCAGAGCUGGCCAGCCUCAGUGGGGACGUGCCUCAGCCCUCCCUGGGCCUCGUGGGCUCUGAGAGCAGGUACCAGACACUGCCAGGCAGAGGGCUCUCGGGCUCCACAUCCAGGCUCCAGCAAUCGUCCACCAUUGCUCCCUACGUCACACUCCGGAGGGGUCUGAAUGCCGAAAACAGCAGUGUGACCUUCUCUAGACCCAAGAGUGCCUUGGAGCGCCUGUAUUCAGGGGACCACCAGCGGGGCAAGAUGAGUGCGGAGGAACAGCUGGAGCGGAUGAAGCGACACCAGAAGGCCCUGGUCCGGGAGCGCAAGAGGAAUCUGAGCCAAGGAGAGAGAACGGGCCUGCUCUCAGCCCGAUAUCUCAGCCAGCCACUGCCUGGAGAUCUUGGCUCAUGGAAGCGAGAACAAGAUUUUGACCUGCAGCUGCUGGAGCGGGCUGCUCAGGGGGACAGAAAAGACAGAGAAGACGGCUGGCUGAAAGUGCAAGCCACACCCGUCAUGGAGUUGGACCUAGAGCCUCAAGACUAUGACUUGGACAUCAACAGAGAGCUGUCUAAACCAGAGAAGGUCGCCAUCCCCGAGCGGUAUGUGGAAAUGGAUCCUGAGGAGCCACCCAGCCUUGAAGAGCUGCAGGCCCGGUACCGAAAGGCUGAGAAGAUACGAAACAUCCUCACCCGGUCAAGCAUGUGCAACCUGCAGCCCACAGGCCAGGACCGCAACAGCCUGGCAGACCUGGACUCGCAGCUGCAGGAGCAGGAGCGCAUCAUCAACAUUUCCUAUGCUCUGGCCUCAGAGGCCUCUCAGCGCAGCAAGCAGGUAGCAGUGCAGCAGCUGGCCCUCCUCCCGCCUAAAGCCCCCCUGUCCUCCAGGACGGUGCCACCUUACCCCCCCUUAAGCAACGGACUGCACUACACCUUUGUCUAACACCUUCCAACCCAGGCAGCAACAGACCCAUGACCCAGUGUGCAGAGGAGAAGCCUGGAGCCGGGGACCCAGCUCAACCAGCAUCUUCCUGAAACAAUGUCUUCUCUGCCCCAGGGGAAAUCCUUCUAGCUGAACGGGGGCUCUGGCUGGAGGAGAGAGCAGCCCACCCAGCCUGGUGGGCACAGCAUCCUAACCCCUGCCCAUCUGUUUCAGUCCAGAUUCCUUUUUACAGAUGAUAGAAGCACUUUUGAUACACGGUGUGAAACAUACUGUAUUUUAGAAUCAGAAUAUAUUUUGUAAUGCUCACCUCAAGGGCCGAGUGGCUGGAAAGGUGAGCCUGCAGGGUUUUGUAGCCACACACAGGGAUUCAGGUACUAUGGGGUGGCUGGGGAGAAGAGCAGGACAGGCGGGGGCCAUUUCCACCGCCCACGAACCCAGAGAGUGACUACCAGUGGGUUCCAGCAUGAGGCUUGUUAUCAUGCUCCCCAGGAAACGGGAGGCAGUUGACUGCAGAAAUCAGCAUCCCACGCCGAUGCCCAGCCCUGGAAACUCCACCUGGAUGGCUCACGGAGCCUGUCUGUGCCUUGGUUCUGACUGAGGAGCAACUGUGUGUGUUCAAGAGCAGUGGCUUCUUCAGCCUGUUGGUGAAGCAGUGAAGUUCCCUCAGCAAAAAAACAGUUCUUCUCAGAAGAAAAACAAAAGCCGCUGUGGGGAUGGGAAAUGUGCUGUAGCAAUAAAUUCCCCAUUGGGUGGUAUCUACACGCGAAGGCCUAACCUGACGCCAUCCCUCCAGCCAGGCAGGGCUGAAGGACCUCUGCUGCCCGCCUGUGGGGAAGCCUAGGACAGCUUCCCCAGGACUGGUGAGAGGGGCAGGCAGGGCCAGGACACAGGCCUGUGACCUGAUCCAGCCCAGCUGAGGAGGUGGCCAUGCCAGAUACAGUGUUCUUGGCCCCUUAUUUACCUUGUCUCCUGAUAGUCUACAUACAGGAAGCAAUGAUUAGAAGAAAAAAACAAACAAAAACACCUCCGUUGUUGGAGCCACAUUUUAAAUGAAAAUUUGUCUUUAUGCUUAAAAGAAAAAAAAAAUCCUUGAAUAUAUUUAGAAGUUGCUGUCUAUUUUUAACUAACUCCAUAUGCUGCCAGUAUCAACUUCAUGACAUUUGCCAAAAUAAGAUUUUAUUUUUGCCUUUAUAAGAUUUUGUUGGAAAAAAGUGAAAUGAAUAUUUUGCAAGAAAAAGUUAAUUUAAAUAAAAGUGUAAUGGUUUGCAAAAAAAAAAAAAGUGAUGUACA
Messenger RNA from Peromyscus leucopus (white-footed mouse), 5172 nucleotides. RefSeq names its product pleckstrin homology domain containing A7 (gene Plekha7). Gene Ontology annotation, molecular function: protein binding. Gene Ontology annotation, cellular component: zonula adherens; pore complex. Gene Ontology annotation, biological process: cell-cell adhesion mediated by cadherin; zonula adherens maintenance; epithelial cell-cell adhesion. The record is from RefSeq and is a predicted model, not a curated record. Lineage: Eukaryota; Metazoa; Chordata; Mammalia; Rodentia; Cricetidae.